UGGGGAGUCGGGAGUCGCGGGAGGACGAGCAUCGGAGGCGAAGCGGGGAGAUGUCCACCCUGGGCUGGUGGCGCCGCCGGGCGCCCGGCGCCGUGUGGGUGCACUAGACGGCUGGCCCCAGCCGGGGUGUGUGCGUGGAGUGCGGUGCUCCCGGGAGCUUGACCUUCUUGAUCUAUCUGUUUUGGAGACAACUGACCAGGGAAGACUGACCAGGUCCUCCAACUGCUAGGUGGUGGUACAGACGACACCGGCAGCGACAUGACCAGUGACGACGACAUGAGCCGAAGUGGGAGAGAAACUCCACCACCUCGAUCCGUCCAUUCUUUCAGCAGUGACCGGGAUCGGGAGCGAGAGCGGGAAUGGGACCACAGGGGCAGAAGCCGAGAUGUGGAGCCUCGAGACCGCUGGUCAUCCUACACCAGGAAUCCUAGAAGCAGAAUGCCUCAGCGGGAUCUUUCCCUCCCCGUGAUGUCCAGACCACGUUUUGGAAUGGAGAGAGAUGAUGAAAGACGCUCGAUGGAUUAUGAGUCCCACUCACAGGAUGCUGAAUCCUACCAGAACGUCGUGGGCCUCAAAGAGGACAAGAAACCUCAGAAUCCAAUUCAGGACAACCUGGAGAACUACAGGAAGCUGCUCUCCCUGGGUGUGCAGCUUGCUGAAGAUGACCGCCACUCCCAUAUGACCCAAGGCCACUCAUCGAGGUCCAAGAGAAGUGCCUACCCAAGCACCAGUCGAGGUCUGAAGCCUACACCUGAAGCCAAAAAGUCAACCCACCGCCGUGGAAUCUGUGAAGAUGAAUCUUCUCACGGAGUGAUCAUGGAAAAAUUCAUCAAGGAUGUGUCCCGUAGCUCCAAAUCCGGAAGAGCACGGGAAGGGAAUGAUCGGCCUCCAAGGUUCCCCAGAGUGCCAAAUGAUAACUGGAAGGACACUUCGUCAAACAAGAGGGAGUCAGUAGUCCAGGAGAGGGCUUCUGAGGGGAGUACCCCCAGGGGAACCUUCCGGUUCAACCCAGAAUUGAUGUCCAGAAACAGAGGUCUAGACAGGAAGCGGCGCUAUCAUUUCGACAGUGAUGACAAGGGAUCGGGGCAGGAUCACAAGAACUGUGUGAGGAAGAAGCCCUUUGAAUGUGGUAGUGAGAUGAGGCAGGCCAUGAGCAUGGGCAACCUGACCUGCCCACCUGUUGCUGAUCCGCAGACCAUUGAGUUUCCGGCCGAUCCGUAUGUGUGUGAUGAAUGUGGCAGAACCUUCAGUGUCAUCUCGGAGUUUGUAGAGCACCAGAUCAUGCACACUAGGGAGAACCUCUAUGAGUACGGCGAGUCCUUUAUUCACAGUGUGGCUGUCAAUGAGGGCCAGAAAGGUCAGGGUGGGGGGAAACGCUUUGAGUGUAAGGAGUGUGGGGAAACCUUCAAUAAGAGUGCUGCCCUAGCUGAGCACCGCAGAAUUCAUGCUAGAGAGCAUUUGGCAGAAUGUAAAGAUCCGGAGGAAGAGGACGCAGUCAUGCCUAGUCCCACCUUCAGUGAGCUUCAGAAGAUGUAUGGCAAAGACAAAUUCUAUGAGUGUAAGGUGUGCAAGGAGACCUUUCUCUAUAGCUCUGCCCUGAUUGAGCACCAGAAAAUCCACCGCAGAGAAGAGAGAGAAGAGAGGGAGCGGGAGCGCGCCCGUGCACGAGCACAGCGCGAACGUGAGCGUGAACGUGAGCGUGAGCUUGGGGAACCUUUCAUGACCUGUUCAAGCUUUAGUGAGUUUCGGAAAAUGUAUGGUAAAGACAAAAUCUACGAGUGCAAGGUGUGUGGGGAGAGCUUCCUUCAUCUCUCAUCCCUGAGGGAACAUCAGAAAAUUCACACUAGGGGAAACCCAUUUGAAAAUAAGAGGAUGUGUGAGGAGACCUUUAUUCCCAGUCAGUCCCUCAAAAGGCGUCAGAAAUCUUACAAGGAGAAGCCCUUUGAAUUUAACAAUGGCAGGGAUGGUUUAAUGGAAAGCUCAGACCUCAGUGAGCACCAGAAAAUCCGCUCUCGAAAGAAUUUCUUUGAAGGCAGGAGAUACGAGAAACCAUUUCCUGAAUCUCAGAAGAGUCACACUAUAACCAGACCACCCGGAAACACAGAGGAUGAGAAGGCAUUCACCAUCAGCAGUAACCCUAACGACAAGCAGAAGUUUCCAACCAUGGAAAAUGCCUACGAGAGGCCUGCCAUUUGCAGCUUAAGACCCGUAGAACCUCCGAAAAGUCAGGGUGCAGUGGGGUUCAGUAAACCAAAAGUAAAGGCAGAGUCUAGCACUCAGAGCUCAAGUGGCAUUAGCCAUCCUCCAGAAGUCCACUCUGGAGGGAAUAGUAAUGAAGGAAAGGAAUACAAAGGGUCCAUUAUCCACAGUCCAGCCACCCCUAGACCUCUGAAACGUCACAGAGGAAAUGACCAGAUUGAAUGUGGUGAUGAGGGAGAAUCCUCUGUUUAUAUCUCAGACCUUAACAAACGAAGGAAGAUUCCUACCAGAGAGAGUGCUCACGAAGAAAGCAAGAACAACUACAAGGAUUCCACUACACCAAGUGCGUCCCAUGCUGAGCCUCAGAGUCUUCCCGUAGAGGCAUCUGGUAAAUCUAAGGAGGAUGUCAAAUUUUCUGUCCCCAGCUCAAGUGUCCGUGAACACCAGAAGGCUCGAGCCAAAAAGAAAUACAUUGAACCCAACGAGACCAAGAGCAACGAGACCUCUGUAAUUCAAUCCCUGUUUUUUAGAGAGCUGUAUGCAAUUCGCCAGAGAGCUAAAUUAUUUGAAUGUCAGGAGUGUGGGGAGACCUUUGUCCACAGAUCUGACCUCAUUGAGCACCAGAAGAUUCAUGAUAGAGAAAGGCCUUCUGGAAGCAGACAUUAUGAACGAUCUGUCAUCUGCAGCCUGGCCCCUACCGACCCCCAGACAAGUUAUGCCCAGGAACGUUAUGCUGAAGAACAAGCACGCAAAUUCCAGGAGUUUGGACAGCAUUCUACCAGCAAUAGCCCCAGUGUACAGAAAAUCUAUGUCCAAGAGAAGGUUCAUUCGGAGGAGUUCCAUGCUAUGGAAACCAGUGUUCAAGGGAGUCUCGGCCAGGAGUCCCAUGCUAUGGAAACCAGUGUUCAAGAGAGUCACACCGAGGAGUCCCAUGCUAUGGAAACCAGUGUUCAAGAGAGUCACACCGAGGAGUCCCAUGCUAUGGAAAUCAGUGUUCAAGAGAGUCACACCGAGGAGUCCCAUGCUAUGGAAACCAAUGUUCAAGAGAGUCACACCGAGGAGUUCCAUGCUAUGGAAACCAAUGAUCAGGAAACCAAUAGCCAGGAAACCAAUGGGCAGGAGAUUCAUGGUGAGGAACCACAUGGUGAUGGGCCCCAUGGUGAGGAGCCUCAUGGUGAAGGGCUCCAUGGUCAGGAGAAACCUGAAGAUGCUACCCCUCAGGCCUCAGGCUCUAAUGAACACCAGAAAGAUGACACCAUCUAUGAAUGCCAGGAGUGUGGGUUGGGCUUUGCAGAUCUCACCGACCUCACAAGCCACCAGAAUGUCCACAGCAGAAAGUCUCUGGUGGACAGUCGGGAAUACGAGCGUUCUGAAGAUCACGUCCAUUCUGUGAGUGAAUUUGAGAAGAAGUACUCUGGAGAGAAGCUGUACGAGUGUUCGAAAUGCGGAGAGUCUUUCAUCCACAGCUCCUUCCUGUUUGAGCACCAGAGGGUCCAUGAAGAGGAGCAGCUGUACUCCGUGAAGGGAUGCGAUGACGGUUUCAUUGUCCUCUUGCCGGUGAGGCCAAGCAGGAAUCAUGCCCAGGACACGGAUCCCGCUGUUGCUGGCUCAGCCAUCCGCUGCCGUCAGUGCGGACAAGGCUUCAUCCACAGCUCUGCCCUGAACGAGCACAUGCGACACCACCGGGAUGACGAGCUGCUGGAGCAGAGCGAGCUGGCUGAGGAGAUCUUCAUUCACAGUCUGGCCCUCACCGAGUACCAGGGGAGCGAGGCGGAGACAGAGGAGAAGCUGUUCGAGUGCACCAUCUGCGGGGAGUGCUUCUUCACCGCCAAGCAGCUGGGCGACCACCACAGCAGGGUGCACAAGGACGAGCCCUAUGAGUACGGGCCGGCCUACACGCACGCCUCCUUCCUCACUGAGCCGCUCCGGAAGCACAUCCCGCUGUACGAGUGCAAGGACUGCGGGCAGCCCUUCGUGGACGACACGGUCAUCACGGAGCACGUGGUGUUCCACACGGACGACGGCGAGGAGGAGAUCGUGACCGCCACCGCCCAGGAGGUCGAGGCCAACGUCCUCAUCCCGCAGGAGGUCCUGCGGGUCCAGGGCUCCAACGCUGAGGCUGCCGAGCCCGAGGUGGAGGCCGCGGAGCCGGAAGUGGAGGCCGCGGAGCCGGAAGUGGAGGCUGCGGAGCCCAACGGAGAGGCGGAAGGGGCGGAGGGGGAAGCUGCCGAGCCUGAUGGCGAGGCCGAGCAGCCCAACGGGGAGGCCGAACAGCCGAACGGUGACGCCGACGAACCAGAUGGUGCCGGGUUCGAAGACCCAGAAGAAAGAGCCGAAGAGCCGGAGGAUGAUGUGGAGGAGCCUGAGGGGGAUGCUGACGAGCCCGACGGGGCAGGCAUAGAUGACCCAGAGGAGGAAGGUGAGGACCAGGAGAUCGAGGUGGAGGAGCCGUACUACAACUGCCACGAGUGCACGGGGACCUUCGCCUCCAGCGCAGCCUUCGGGGAGCACCUGAAAACCCACGCCAGCGUGAUCAUCUUCGAGCCUGCAAAUGCCCUCGGGGAGUGCUCAGGCUACAUCGAGAGGGCCAGCACCAGUGCUGGCGGAGCGGACCAGGCCGACGACAAGUACUUCAAAUGUGAUGUCUGCGGGCAGCUCUUCAACGACCGCCUGUCCCUUGCCAGACACCAGAACAGCCACACUGGCUGAGCAGCUUGAGAAACAAAACAAAGCGAAACAGCGGCAACAACAAAACCCUCCUCCGAGAGCUGGACCUUUGCCAAAUAACAAAGAAUUUAAACCAACUUACAAUGUCAGUAAAAAACUUGAUCUUUGUGUACACACACCGGACUUACCAUGAAACAAACUCAGACUAAAACAGAGAUUGAUGCAGAGACUCCUUCAGUCUUUAGCAAUUCUCUGUUGAACAUCGGGGUAUACCUGGGAAAGCUUUAUCUGAGGAACUAGAUUGAAGGAAAGCCCUAUGAAUAUUCACGACAACAGAGGUUGCCCCAAUCAACUGUAAAUGACACCCAUGUGACCUCUACAUAACAAUUCCUGCCAUGUAUAUAAACAAGCAAAUCACUGAUCAUGUGUAUCUGGAUUUAAUGUGAUAAAACAGUUUACUCCGCAGAGGGACCUACGUGGUACUCUGAUUUUUUUUGAGGAGGAAGAGAGCAACAAAUUAGCAUAUAUUUGUAAGUGUUUUAGAUCCCCAGAAAGCUUUAUUGUGCAUUGUUUGAACCCCCAUUAGUGUCCUUCCCAGUAAGUGACUGUUUUGUUCUUACCUUUUAGUCUUGUGAAGGUGUGGGCAUGAAAGAUCACAUGUCUUUUAAUCUUGGCUGUUUGAAAACAGAAGACAUUUUAACUUCUACAGCCAUUUGAUGUGCACCUAUCCCCCCCUUUGAAACUUAAUGUAUAAGACUUUACAAUAUGUGAAUUGGUCUCUGUGACCUAAAUCAACCCGUUUGCGUCAUAAUAUGUCCCCUGCUACAAUUUUCAUGCAAAAAUGUUGCAUUUUAGGUCCCCUCCCCCUUUUUUACAACAAAUUCAUCAUGUGUUCAGUAGUGAAUUCAUAAAACCUAGAGCUUUUCCCUGUGAAUUUUAAUGUCUUUGCCUUUAAAGAGUGGGUGACAACCAUCACUAGAUCACAGUCGUGCCUAAUGAAGGUUGGGAACCAUAGGAGAGGCUCUUACGCUGUAAAUAAGGAAGCAGGCUGACAACCUUUCAUUAACUCUGCUGUGCGCUUCCUGCCUUAAGUGACAAGUGGCAACAUUGCUUGAGUCACCUGUGUGGUGUCCCUAUGUGCUGCCACAAGUCCGUGUGCUGCCUGGGUGCCCAGGAGCUUGUAUCCUUAGAUCUUUGUAUCUCUAAACUCAAUUUUCCUGUUCUUUGCCUAUCCGUCUGUCUAACCCCAAGUCUAACUUGCAUUUAAAUAAAACAAAAACAUACAAAAAAAGCUUUCUUUAUAGUUAAUCCUAGCUUAACAUGGACUCAGGUUCCCCAGCAGCCUUAAUUUGUUUUGUCAUGAUCCGUUCUUUCUCCUUGAACCCUCUUGAGUAUUUCUGAACUAUCUAUUGAGUGUCCUGUCCGUCUUAACGUCCUCAGUUUUCCUUAAUCACAAAUUGACCUCCCAGCUUGAAGUCCUCCCUGUGUCCUGUACUGUGGACCACCUGUGCCCCUUUGCUUUCCCUCCCCCUCGUAUAAUGGAUAUAUACAGAAAAUUUUGGGCCUUCAGUUGGCUGGGAAAAAAAAUUUAAAAAUUUAAAAAAUUAAAAAAAAAGGAUGAGUAGAUGAAGAAAGCAAACGAUAACUCGCAGAACAUUCGCGAAAGUGAAGUGAAAACACCUGCUGGGGAAACAAGUCUGACUCUUCUAGAUCUGUAGGUCUGGAGCUUGUGGGGGAGUAUGCCGAAGCUUCAGGGAAUGUCAACACCUUGAGAGGUUGGAGAGAGAAGAGCAAGAAGCCGAAAGGCACGAGCCAGAGAGGCAAGUUCUUUAUAACAGCAGACCUAGCGGGGAAAAGAGACAGGCAGAAGAAAACACCAACAGCAGGGUUUUUGACGGCUAGGAUGGCGAGGUGAAGUGAAUGAGGUGUCCUGGACAGUUGGAAGAAGGGCCUUUUGAUGGCAAGGUGUAGCGAAAGCCAGCUGCUUAGAGAGACUCAAAGUUGGAAAUGACAUCCAGGGAAAUAAAGGGGCAAUGUUACCCCACAUCGGAGAAGCACCCUUGAAACAGAAAUCAGUGUGGAUGUCAUCAGGGUAAAUUUGUGGAUUUGUUAUCAUUGGCAGUGUUCUCCAAUUGACCCUUUUCGGAAAGCAGCUUGUCAAGAGUGUCCACUCCAACCUUAACUGAGUGGAAGAUUAGGAACAACUGAAAUGCCAGACAGUAAAAGAAUAAUUAAGUCAGUGUACCCCUGGAUUCUUACGCAGCUGUUUAAAAAAGAUAAUCGUGAAGAGGUUGUGUAACAGAUAUUUACAGAAUAUUAAGUGAAGAAAGCAGGACACAAAAUUAUAUUUAUACUACAAUUAUAACUGUUUUAAAAAUGUACGCUUAUAGUCAAAGCUAUUGUGUUGUUGUAGGCUUAUAGUCAAGCAUUAUUUUCUUAAAUUUCGUGAAUGUUCUUUAUGGUAGUGUUACUCAGAAGUUAAUGAUCACAUUUCCAUCAUGAACAUAAUUGGAACUCGUUAUCAAACAGUUGGAAAAUACAGAAAAGUGGAGGAAAGAUAAACCAUGUCCCCACCAUCCAAAGAUAGAUAUACUCUUUGAUAUCUUGUUUAUUCUUGUUACUGUGCACAGGUUUAUAUUGUAACUGUGUCAAAAUGUGUAUUCAAGAUAGCUGUUUAGGUUACUCGUGUAAUUAUGGUUAAAUGGUUUCAUCGGAAGUUUUUCAAAUUCUCCUUGUAAUAGUGUCCUGAUAAUGAAGUUUAUUAUGCAAUGUCAUCAUUAUAAGCAUAAUAUUUACCCAGAAAUUGGAAAAUUGGAAAAUUCAGUAAAUUUAGAAAAGGAAAAAAAUGAUUCACCUGUGUUCCCCACACCCAAUAACUGUGAAGAUCUUAAUUUCCUCUGUCUUGUUUCGUGCACAAACUUGCGAUUUCAACAGUGUUAAAUAGAUUUGUGUGAAGUCUAAAAUGAAAAGAAAUGUGGGAAACAAAGAAAGUGCUGUGGGAUUGUGGUUAAAUAUUUUGUUCCAAAUUGCUUGAAUAAUCUUUGGUGUUUGGGUAACAAACUUUAUGUAUGUACUUGUCAUCAUAAAUUUAAGACCUACUCAAAGAAAACUGGGACUCUUAAUAAAGUAGAGAAAGAAGAUUUCAAAUUUCCAACAAUGACUGGCAACACCUGGAUGUGUACAGCACUUGAGUCUGUGGUUAUUAUGGCGUUCAAGAUUAGGAUGCGGAAGUUUCCAAGAUGGGAAGAAACCUGGGAAGCAGUUGGGAAAUAGCUGUGGGUUUUCAGUAGUAUUACAGCCAGGUGUGUUUUCUCAGUUUCUUUGAGUGGUCUUUAUCAUAGUGUUUUAGUAGUCCACCCUUACUCCCCGUAUCUCCAUCAUAUGCGCAGUACCUUUUCAUUCUAGUAGCCUUGAAGACACGGAGAUGUAGAAGAGAAGCACCCAUAUUUUCAUCACCCAAAGACUGUGUCAGCAUCUCCAUCUAAUUUCUUUGUAUUGUUUCUGUGCACAGACUUUUGGUUUGUUAAUAUGGUUGUUGUCGUUCUACCUUGUAAUAGUGUCAACAAUAAAAAUAAAGUUAAAAAUAA
Molecule: messenger RNA, 8453 nt
Organism: Nannospalax galili (Upper Galilee mountains blind mole rat)
Lineage: Eukaryota; Metazoa; Chordata; Mammalia; Rodentia; Spalacidae
Gene: Peg3
Product: paternally expressed 3
Exons: 8
Coding region: 259-4908 (1549 amino acids)
Biological process (GO): negative regulation of transcription by RNA polymerase II
Molecular function (GO): DNA-binding transcription repressor activity, RNA polymerase II-specific
Source: RefSeq, a predicted model, not a curated record